GGCCCCUCCCCAAACCCACCAUCUGGGCUGAGCCAGGCUCUAUGAUCCCCUGGGGGAGCCCCGUGACCAUCUGGUGUCAGGGGACCCUGGAGGCCCAGGAGUACCAUCUGCAUAAAGAGGGAAUCCCAGGGUCCUGGGACAGACAGAAGCCACUGGAGCCUGGGGACAAGGCCAAGUUUUCCAUCACAAGAAUGACACAGCAUUAUGCAGGGAUAUAUCGCUGUUACUAUCGCAGCCCUGCUGAGUCAGAGCGCAGUGACCCCAUGGAGCUGGUGGUGACAGGAUUCUACAGCAAACCCAGCCUCUCAGCCCUGCCCAGCCCUGUGGUGACCUCAGGAGGGAACGUGACCCUCCAGUGUGGCUCAGGGCAGGGAUUUGACACAUUCAUUCUGACUAAGGAAGGAGAUCACAGGCUCUCCUGGGCCCUGGACUCACAGCGACAGCCCAGUGGGCAGUUCCAGGCCCUGUUCCCUGUGGGCCCUGUGACCCCCAUUCACAGGGGGAUAUUCAGAUGCUAUGGUUGUUACAGGAACAGCCCUCAGGUGUGGUCACACCCCAGCGAUGCCCGGGAGCUGCUGGUCUUAGGUGAGGCCCCCUCACCCUGUCUGCUGGGCGCUCAGCUCAGAGUUUUAUCCCCAGAAGAAUUAUGGGCUGAAAGGGAGUGA
Myotis davidii is the source of this 665-nucleotide messenger RNA. Its product is annotated as leukocyte immunoglobulin-like receptor subfamily A member 6. Gene Ontology annotation, molecular function: inhibitory MHC class I receptor activity. The transcript is spliced from 2 exons. NCBI's taxonomy places the organism in Eukaryota, Metazoa, Chordata, Mammalia, Chiroptera, Vespertilionidae. The record is from RefSeq and is a predicted model, not a curated record. Gene Ontology annotation, biological process: cytokine-mediated signaling pathway. The annotation marks the transcript as partial.